Dipodomys ordii (Ord's kangaroo rat) is the source of this 1997-nucleotide messenger RNA. It is a transcript of the gene Klhl33, whose product is annotated as kelch-like family member 33. The transcript is spliced from 4 exons. Lineage: Eukaryota; Metazoa; Chordata; Mammalia; Rodentia; Heteromyidae. Gene Ontology annotation, molecular function: protein binding. The record is from RefSeq and is a predicted model, not a curated record. The coding region runs from base 352 to 1953 and encodes 533 amino acids.
CAAGGCAGGCUGAAGAAUGCCAAAGGUCCACAGCCUUGCUUCAGCCUCAAUGUGACCCCAGGGGGUUGGGAGGCCUUGCUGAGCUUUGCCUAUGAAGGAGUCCUAGGCCCUGCCUCACGGAAUGAAGUGCUGGCUGCUGCUGAAGCACUGGGAGCACCCCGAGUGAAGGCUGCAGCCCAGCCUGGAAAGGUGAAGAAGCUCAGCCAGGCAGAGGAGCUGAGGGAGAAUCUGCACAGCAUUGAACUCCUGUACCAGGAUGGUAUUGGGUGUGACCUGGAGCUGGAGGCCGAAGGCUACCGGCUAUGGGUUCACCGAGCAGCGCUGGCCUGUGGUAGUGAGUUCUUUAGGGCCAUGCUCCUUAGUGGGAUGAGGGAAUCCCAGGGCACAGAGGUGUCUCUGCGUACCAUCUCUAUCCAGGACCUGCGCCUGCUCGUCUCUUUUGCCUACUCUGGGAUUGUACGGGCACGAUGGCCAGGACUGUUAAGAGCUGCCCAAGCUGCCUUGCAGUAUCAAAGCUCUUCUUGCCUGGAUCUGUGUCAGAAAGCCUUGGCGCGAAGCCUCAGCCCUGCCCGUUGCCUGGCCCUUCUUCCCACGGCCGAAGCCCCUGGGUUGGAAAGGCUCCGGGGCAAAGCUCGCCACUACCUUCUGACCCACCUGCCUGCCGUGGCUUUGUGCCCCACUUUUCCUUCUUUGCCAGCUGUCUGCCUGGCUGACCUUCUGGACAGCGAUGAGCUACAUGUGCAAGAGGAAUUUGAGGCCUUUGUGGCAGCACGACGUUGGCUAGCUGCCAACCCUGAGACCCAGGAGUCAGACGCGAAGGCCCUGCUACGAUGUGUCCGUUUUGGCCGCAUGUCUACCAGGGAGCUUCGGAAAGUGCGAGCAGCUGGGCUACCCUCACCUCUGCCCGCAGACCUGCUCCAUCAGCUGAUGGUUGAGGCUGAGAUUCCAGGUCAAGAGCGGAGAAGGGAGCCAGACCGAGCACUGGUGGUGAUUGGUGGGGAUGGGCUCACUCCCGACAUGGCUCAAAGACAGCCAUCUCGUAAAGUGUGGUGGGCCAGGGCCUUCCGCUGUGGUAUGGGACUGGUCCGCACUGUGGAGUGGGGGUGGCUGCCUCCUCUGCCUGCCCCGGGGCGCUUCCGGCAUGGCGCUGCCAGCCUAGCAGGAUGCGAGCUCUAUGUGUGUGGAGGUCAGGAUUUCUACAGCCACUCUAACACUCUGGCUUCUACUCUCAGGUGGGACCCCAGUCAAGAGGGCUGGGAAGAGAUGGAACCUCUUUGUCAGGCAAGGAGCUUUUUUCCUCUGGUGGCAUUGGAUGGACAACUUUAUGCCCUGGGUGGACGAGACAAUGGUAUUGCCCUUAGCUCUGUGGAGACCUAUAACCCUGAGCUCAAUAUCUGGAGGCCAGCACCUUCACUGCCAUCACCAUGCUUUGCCCAUGCAGCUGCUGUCUUAGAAGGCCAAAUAUAUGUGAGCGGUGGCUGUAGUGGCACUGGACAAUACCUGGCCACACUGUUGCACUAUGAUCCCACACUUGAGAAGCCAGAGACACUUUUGAGUCCUAUGGGGGUACCUCGGGCUGGCCAUGUUAUGGCUGCUGUGGGUGGGCGGUUGUAUGUGGCAGGUGGGCUAGGGGAGACUGGGGACCUGCUGAGCUUUGAAGCCUAUGAACUGAAGACUGGUAGCUGGACUCACCUGGCUCCUCUGCCCUCCCCCCAUGUGGGGGCUGCAAGUGCUGUACUGCAGGGGGAGCUGCUGGUGCUGGGGGGUUACAGCCACCGUACUUAUGCCCUCUCCCACCUUAUCCAUGCCUACUGCCCUGGUCUAGGCCGAUGGCUCUGCCUAGGGACUCUGCCAAGACCACGGGCCGAGAUGCCUGCCUGCAUCCUGACCCUGCCUACGGUGCAGCACAUGUCAUUGAUUCCUACUGGGCACCACACCAAACCUGCUGGGUAAACAGCAGGAUUUGGGGAGGAAGGGAUAAAAAGUAUCGAGAGGAG